AUGGCCUAUGGCCAUCAGACCCUCCUAUCAGGCUUAAUGCCUCGUCGAAACAUCCUCCUGCCGGCGCUCUGCAUCGUCCUGCUCAUCGCCGUAUGGACCUUCCGCCUCCCCAACCCCAGCCUCGGCUGGUUCAACGCCCCGUCGUCGGCGACCUCGCUCGGCCCCCCGUCCCCCGCCCAGCGCGGCAAUGAGAUCGACCUGUCCGACCCCGAAGCGCCCUUCAUCGGUUGGCCGCUGCAGCGCCUGUGUAGCGAGACCACCUGGGUUGACGGCCUCGUCUACAUCUGCGACAACAACUCCGGCGGCAUCGGUAAUAUCAGAAAUUAUAUCCAGCUCUGUCUGCGGUACGGCCUCGAGGCUGGCGCCACCGGCCUCGUUAUCCCCAAGAUCCGCAAGCGCAACGAAAACGACCUGUCCGACCUCUUCACCGAGUUCCUGCCCUUCUCGUACAUGUUCGACGAGAAGCGCUUCCGCGACGCCUUCAACGUCAACUGUCCCCAGAUCACCCUCUACGACGAGGUCGCCGACAUCCCAGGCGCCGGCGAGAAGCCCAACAUCGAGGAAAUCAACCCAAAGGACUAUGGCAAUCGCGAGGACUGCCACUGGCAGGAUCAGAACAGGCACACCGACCGCUUUGGCGAUACGUUCCGCAAAUGGCUCCACGACGGCAAGAACGGCGCUGCGCCCUCGGCCACCCAGCCUCGUCUGAUUCGCUUCAAGUGGGGGAUCCUGUUUGACUGGCAAGUCUACCGUGAUGGUCCCGAGUUCUUCGCCACCUUUGGUAGCAUCCUGAAGUUCAAUGACCAACUGAUACGCCUGGGCAAGGCAACACGAAAAAGCAUGCAGGCCUUUGCUCGGUCGGCCGGAGCAAAGAACGGUCGAUUCCUGGGCGUGCACCUGAGAACCGAAAGUGACGCCCUGGGUUUCUGGCCUGCCUACGACAUGCAGUCGGAGGCUUACCUGAAACAGGCCCGCAAGCGAGGCUUCGAGGCGGCCUAUCUGGCAACAGGAAAUGCAAGCGAGGCGCAGAAGUUCUCUGACGGGGCCAUCGAGAUGGCGCAGAUGAAGGUCGUCACCAAGGCGGAUCUCCUCAAGGGAAAGGAUCUCGAGGAGCUGGAGUCAUUGACAUGGGAUCAGCAGGGCCUGGUCGACUGCGUGGUACUACUGGGGAGCGACUUCUUUGUCGGCACCAUGCCAAGCAGCUUUUCGGUCUACACGGCCAUGAAACGACACUUGAGGACGGGAGGCCUGUAUACGAGACCGUACAAGGUGGGUACAGAAGGAGACGGCCUGUCGUACCUUGUUGGCAACUACGAGAAGUACUGGGCGGGCUGGCUCUUCAUGUGGGAUGGCAUGUGGCCCUAG
This is a messenger RNA of Anthostomella pinea, 1365 nucleotides long. The record is from the annotation of a GenBank genome assembly. Lineage: Eukaryota; Fungi; Ascomycota; Sordariomycetes; Xylariales; Xylariaceae.